GAGAGAGAGAGACAGAGAGUGGAAAUAUAAGAUAACUGCAAAAACAAAAACAAAACCGCGACUCCCUCCGAAUGUCUGAGUCUUUGGAUAUCUCUCUCUAGGACCCGCUGCAAGCCAACAACAAGUGGAUUUGAUUUUGCGUUUGGAGAUUUGUGCGUGUGGUUGUUGUUGUUUUUUUGCGCGGACGAACCAACCCCAAGGAGUGCGGUGUGGAGGGGGGGAGAGCCGAGGCGGCGAUCUCCGGAGCUGGCGGCUGACUAUGGAAGAGCCGACGGACUGUAAAAGUCUCCGCGACGCCGCUCCCCCGCCGGCCGGCCACGCCACCAGCAGCACCAGCGGCGGGAGCAGCAGCGGGAGCAGCAGCGAGGGCGAGAGCGUGGCCGUGUCGCCCAGCCCGGCUCCCCUGUCCCCGGCCGCGCCUUGCCUGGUCUCGCUGCCCCACCACCCGCAUCACCACCACCACCACCCGCACCAGCACCACCCGCCCCACCAGCACCACCAGCACCACCACCCGCAACAGCCGCAGCCGCCUCCGCCUCCCCAGCCGCCGCCGCCGCCGCAGCAGCACCGCACCACCAACUUUUUCAUCGACAACAUCCUGAGGCCGGACUUUGGCUGCAAGAAAGAGCAGCUCUUGAUCCUCGCCGGGACGACGGGAGGAGGAGGAGGGGGAGGAGGAGGGGGCGGCGGCGGCGGCGGCAGCCGGGACAGAGCCCUCGAUCGCGGGGCCAGCUCAGGUAGAGAAAAUGUCAACCCUCUGCUCGGCAGGCCCCCCAACCCGGCCUCCUCUCUCCUUAGCGCCGAGUCGCCCGGGAUCCCCGACAGCUCCUCCACGGCCUCCAAAGCGAGCCCCGCCGCGGCGGCAGCGGUAGGGACGGCCAAGCCCCCCUCCUCCUCCUCCUCUUCCUCCUCCUCCUCUUCCUCCUCCUCCUCCUCCUGCUCGGAAGGGAGCGGAACUCACCCGGCGAAGUAUGGGGAGCGCGCCAACCCCGCCAUCCUGCUCAUGGGCUCCAAUAAUGGAGGGGCCGCGGUCAAGAGCGACUCCCAACAGCCGCUGGUAUGGCCUGCCUGGGUGUACUGCACUAGGUAUUCAGACAGACCAUCCUCGGGAGCAAAACAUUCAACAGAUUCUUUAAACAACAACAGCAGCAGCAGCAGCAACGUCGUUCUCAAUGAUUCUAUUCUCAAUGAUGACUAUUCGAUCCCUGACCGACCAAGACAACAUUAG
Molecule: messenger RNA, 1228 nt
Organism: Gekko japonicus
Lineage: Eukaryota; Metazoa; Chordata; Lepidosauria; Squamata; Gekkonidae
Product: homeobox protein engrailed-1-like
Exons: 3
Coding region: 260-1228 (322 amino acids)
Biological process (GO): neuron differentiation; regulation of transcription by RNA polymerase II
Cellular component (GO): nucleus
Molecular function (GO): RNA polymerase II cis-regulatory region sequence-specific DNA binding; DNA-binding transcription factor activity, RNA polymerase II-specific
Source: RefSeq, a predicted model, not a curated record